This is a messenger RNA of Aspergillus homomorphus CBS 101889, 2487 nucleotides long. Its product is annotated as glycerol-3-phosphate dehydrogenase GUT2. Bases 208 to 2322 code for a protein of 704 amino acids. Gene Ontology annotation, cellular component: mitochondrion; glycerol-3-phosphate dehydrogenase (FAD) complex. Lineage: Eukaryota; Fungi; Ascomycota; Eurotiomycetes; Eurotiales; Aspergillaceae. The record is from RefSeq and is a predicted model, not a curated record. Gene Ontology annotation, biological process: glycerol-3-phosphate metabolic process. The transcript is spliced from 5 exons. Gene Ontology annotation, molecular function: glycerol-3-phosphate dehydrogenase (quinone) activity.
CCACAUACUCAAUUAAACAUCAAUCGGACCUCCGUCUUCCCCCUAUCCUACAAAUCUUUUUGAUAACAUUGGAUAUUAUAGCUUUUAUCUAUAUACAUAUAGCCGCCCACUCUCCCUCUAUAUCAGUCGUCUCGUCAGCAUCCUGAUCGGUGAUCAAGCGCCAACGGAAUUCUCCCAGACAUUGUCAGAUAAUCGAAUUGAGAUACCAUGGCCUCCCGUCAUUCACGUAAAUUGCUGCGGCCGCUGCUCUAUACGUCACUCGCCACGGCUGCGGGUGCCGGUGUGCUCUACAUCUCUUACCGCCCUCGCAAUAUUCCCGGUUCCGAGGCCCCUGCGGUUCCGCCCCCGGGCUACCAUGAAGGCCGGCUGGUGCCGCCUAGUUUCCCCCGCAUCAAGUCCAGACUGGAACAAAUCGAGGACCUGAAACGCUCCGCAAAGGGAGGUGAAGCGGAAGAAUAUGACCUGCUGGUGAUUGGUGGUGGUGCCACUGGCUCGGGGAUUGCUCUCGACGCUGCAACUCGAGGGUUGAAAGUGGCCAUCGUCGAACGGGAUGAUUUCAGUGCUGGAACUAGCAGCAAGAGCACAAAACUGGUUCAUGGAGGUGUGCGAUACCUAGAAAAGGCAGUUUGGGAAUUGGAUUAUAACCAAUAUGCGCUUGUUAAGGAAGCUUUGCGAGAGCGCAAAUAUUUCUUGAACACCGCUCCUCAUCUUUCAAGCUGGCUUCCAAUCAUGGUUCCGGUGCAGAAGUGGUGGCAGGCGCCCUAUUUCUGGGCAGGCACUAAGUUCUACGACUUUCUGGCUGGAUCAGAAGGUAUCGAAAGCUCUUACUUCCUGACAAAGAGCAAAGCCAUCGAUGCCUUCCCAAUGCUCAGAAAGGAUAAUCUGAUCGGUGCUAUGGUGUACUACGAUGGUGCUCACAACGACUCCCGAAUGAACGUUUCUCUUGCGAUGACAGCUGCGCUGUAUGGUGCCACUGUUGUCAAUCACAUGCAAGUCACCGGCUUGACCAAAGAUUCAUCUGGGAAGUUGACCGGCGCUCGCCUCAAGGACGUGAUUCAGGGAAGGAACGGCCAGGUGGAGGAAGAAUUCACCGUCAAGGCGAAGGGUAUUAUCAAUGCAACUGGUCCCUUCACUGACUCGAUCAGAAAGAUGGACGAGCCUGAUGUGAAGGAGAUUGUGGCACCUAGCUCUGGUGUACAUGUAAUCCUACCCGGGUACUACAGCCCUUCAGAUAUGGGUCUGAUUGAUCCAUCGACGUCUGACGGUCGAGUUAUCUUCUUCCUGCCCUGGCAAGGAAACACAAUCGCCGGUACCACAGACCAGCCCUCCGAGAUCACUACCCAGCCCGAGCCGUCGGAGAAAGAUAUCAACUGGAUUCUCACAGAAGUUCGCCGGUACCUGGCACCUGAUAUCAAUGUUGAGCGAAGUGACGUGCUUGCUGCCUGGUCUGGAAUUCGCCCUCUAGUCCGUGACCCCAAGGUCAAGAGUUCCGAGGCAUUGGUCCGCAACCACCUAAUUUCCGUUUCCCCAUCUGGGCUGUUGACAUGCGCUGGUGGCAAAUGGACUACCUAUCGGCAGAUGGCCGAAGAGGCAGUGGAUGAGGCUAUCGACGUUUUUGGUCUCAAACCCCGCGAAGUAUCUGACGCUCCCGAUAUCAGUGGCGUCGGAGGAAGCGGGCUGGUCGCCGACGGCGCUGUUCUCGAUGGCUCUUGCCAGACCCACCAGGUCCGCUUGAUCGGAGCCCAUGGUUACUCAAAGACCCUGUUCAUCAACCUCAUCCAACAUUAUGGGCUUGAGACGGACGUUGCGCAGCAUCUGACACAAUCAUACGGUGAUCGAGCCUGGCAGGUCGCGGCUUUGGCUUCCCCGACCAAUGCUCGUUUCCCUGUUCGAGGCCAGCGCAUCUCAACUCUCUAUCCUUUCAUCGAUGGCGAAGUCCGUUAUGCCGUUCGCCACGAGUACGCACAAACUGCGGUCGACGUUCUUGCACGCAGAACUCGCUUGGCGUUCCUUAAUGCCGAAGCAGCACUUGAAGCCCUUCCUAGUGUCAUCGACCUUAUGGGAGAAGAGCUGAACUGGGACAGCGGCCGAAAGGAUGUGGAGUGGAUGGAGAGUGUCAAGUUCUUGUCCUCGAUGGGCCUUCCAAAGAACUUCCUCGGUCUGAGCAGAGCGGAUGUUGAGGCCGGCAAGGUCAAGCAGGUUGAUAUUGCGCAGCGAGCUGCUUUUGCCAGGACAGAUCCACCGGCGGAUGUGCUUCAAAACGAUACCCGCUCAUCUGAUUCUAACAAGUUGAUCCAACCUGAUUCCCCCGCCAACAAAUAGAACAGUCGCGCGUCAUAGAUAAAAUAUUGUAUAAAUAAGCGGAAGUGAAUAAUUGGCACAUCAUAUUAUGCGAAUUGCGGCAAUAUAUUCUAGAAUGUCCCCUUUGUGUUGUAAGGGCUGCCUUUGGAUGUUGCUUGAACCUGUUUGCACAUAGAAGUUAUUUUG